This is a messenger RNA of Jaculus jaculus (lesser Egyptian jerboa), 1037 nucleotides long. It is a transcript of the gene Crb3, whose product is annotated as crumbs cell polarity complex component 3. The coding region runs from base 237 to 584 and encodes 115 amino acids. Lineage: Eukaryota; Metazoa; Chordata; Mammalia; Rodentia; Dipodidae. The record is from RefSeq and is a predicted model, not a curated record. The transcript has 5 exons.
AAACUUUCCGGGUCACGUGAGCGGGCGGGGCAGGUGGGUCGGGAGCUGUGCGACUGAAGGACAGGGGACCGAGGGUCGGAGCAGGUGACCCCGGGACUAGGAGCCUGCCCCGGGUCCGAAAGUCCGCGGGAGCCAGGUACCGGUCGCAGGUACCCCCAACCCCGGCUCAAGAUGCGCUAGAAGCAACGCGCUGGAGAAACCUUUGUCUCAGGCGCCACCAACUUGUCGCCCAGCCCAUGGCGACCCCAGUCCUGGGGCUCCUCUUGGCGCUCGGCCUGCCAUUGCUGACCGCCUGCUGGGACCGAAAUCUGGGAACAACAAAUAGCACUACUUCACCCACAGACCCCAGCUCCGAUGGAGGCCUGUCACAGGCGGCGGUCACCGCCAUCAUCGUGGUCUUCUCCAUUCUGGGUGCCCUACUCCUGGCUGUGGGGCUGGCCUUGCUCAUCCGGAAACUUCGAGAGAAGCGGCAGACAGAAGGCACCUACCGACCCAGCAGCGAGGAGCAGUUCUCCCACGCAGCAGCGGAGGCCCGGGUCCCCCAAGAUUCCAAGGAGCCGGUGCGGGGCUGCCUACCCAUCUAGCUCCCUAACCCUGUCAUCCACCUCCCUUCCUUGCUGUGACCUUGGGGCAAGGCAGCACCCUUUGGGGGCGAUCAGACUCACCCAGUGUUUUAAGACUAGAAGGUUCUUCAAAAACUUUGCCCUUGAGGGUAAGGGAAAGUGGGAGCCUCUCACUUUUUAUAUAUUUAUGUGAAAUUGAUAGUGGGGUAUAAUAAAGCUUUUAUCUGAGGUGGUGGGAACGUCAUCCUAGAUGGAAUAAGAAAAGGCUUGGAAGAUUGGGUUGGGAAGUUCCUAGAGGGGUGGGGGGGGGGACCUCCUGGGAAGCUGGAGGUCACUUCCCAAGGGAUGGCGGGAAGUAGGCUCUGUUUCCGAGUUGAGAGAAGGAUUCAGAUCAACUCACAGGAACAAAACAAAACAUCAACAAUAAACAGCUUUAUCGAGGGCUAGGAUCUCCUCCAAGCCCUGACCUUUAAA